Messenger RNA from Erythranthe guttata (spotted monkey flower), 1011 nucleotides. RefSeq names its product gibberellin 2-beta-dioxygenase. NCBI's taxonomy places the organism in Eukaryota, Viridiplantae, Streptophyta, Magnoliopsida, Lamiales, Phrymaceae. The record is from RefSeq and is a predicted model, not a curated record.
AUGACGAUGGUUUUACCAGUUGUUCACAAUCUACCCCAAAUCAAAACAUGCAAGCCCACACCAAUUAACACUUUCACUGGGAUUCCAGUCGUUGACCUUUCUGAUCACACCCACGCUAGUAAAAACACUAUAGUCAACGCCUGCAAAGAGUUCGGGUUCUUCAAAGUGAUCAACCAUGGUAUUUCCAUGAAUUUCUUGACAAAAUUAGAACAAGAAAUUGUCAACUUCUUCAAACUACCCCAACAAGAAAAGGACAAAUGGGGCUCUCCUAAUCCUUUCGGUUACGGUAACAAGAAUAUCGGCCUCAACGGUGAUGUCGGAUGGCUUGAAUAUCUCCUCUUCUCCACCAACCCUCAACUUCUUUCACUGAAUUCAAAGUCAAUCAUCCCAGGAGGAAUUCAAGAAUCUUUAUGGAUUCUUGUGAAUGAGUACGUAACCGCGGUGAGAAACAUGGCGUGCGAAGUUCUUGAAAUGAUAGCUGAUGAAUUGCACCUUGAGGCAAGGGACAAAUUGAGUAAGCUGAUAAGAGAUGAAAAAAGUGACUCUUGUUUUAGGCUAAACAACUAUCCGCCAUGUCCGGAUCAGCUUCAAGAAACGGGUAAUGGUCGGAGUGUGAUAGGUUUUGGCGAACACACGGACCCACAGAUUAUGUCUGUUUUAAGGUCUAACGAAGUAUCGGGCUUUCAAAUUUGUCUGAAAGACGGUGCAUGGGUCUCAAUACCACCCGAUCCCACAUCGUUUUUCCUCAACGUUGGUGAUUCUUUGCAGGUAAUGACAAAUGGGAGGUUCAAGAGUGUGAAGCACAGAGUGUUGGCCGCGGAUAAUUUGAAAUCGAGGGUUUCGAUGAUCUACUUUGGAGGGCCGCCUUUGAGUGAAAAGAUAACGCCGUUGAGUUCAAUAAUGGAAGAAGGUGAAGAAAGUUUGUACAAGGAAUAUACAUGGUCUGACUACAAGAACUCUGCUUACAAGACCAAGUUGAGUGAUAAUAGGUUGGAGAAUUUUCUCAAGUAG